CGCUCGCCUGCCUGUCUGUCUGAAGGCAGCUCUCUCUCUCUCUCUCUCUCUCUUUCUCUCUCUCUCUCUCUCUCUCUCUCUCUCUCUCUCUCUCUCUCUCUCUCUCCGUAGCUCCUGUAGAAGGAAAACGCAGGAGCGCCUGGACACGACGAGCUGCGCGCGCUCGAACGUCGCGCGCUGGUUGGUGUUCCCGGAGCCGCUCGAGAGGCGAGUUUGCGGCAGUUUGGAGUCGCGCGCCGCUCUCGCGCACUUUUUUUCGUGUAACGCCAACGGCUUUAGGAGAGAAGUGUGAAGCUGGCGAGUUCCUAACAGCUCGAGCUGCUUAAAGCUCGCUGAUUGUUGGAUUGUUGGUGCUGAAGAGGCUUAAGGUGGGGCAGAAGAGAGAGAGAGAAGCGGGGCUGAUCCCUCACUGUCUGUCUGCCUGCCCCUUAUCCAGCUGAAGAGAGAGAAAGAGGGGGAAAAAGAAGGAAAAACGAGACAUUUCCCCUCCCUUCCCUCCCGCUUGUUGAGUUUUUUUGGGGGGCGCGCGCUCAGAGCUUCAACAGUGGCCCUGAUCCGCGGACGCGUCUUUUGGGGAGUGAAUUAUUCUUAUUCCCCAGUGCAGCCGGACCAUGGCCGACGACGACGUGCUGUUUGAGGAUGUUUACGAGCUCUGUGAGGUGAUUGGAAAGGGGCCGUUCAGCGUGGUGAGAAGAUGCAUCAACAGAGAGACAGGCCAGCAGUUUGCGGUGAAGAUCGUAGAUGUGGCCAAAUUUACCUCCAGCCCCGGCCUCAGCACAGAAGAUCUGAAGAGAGAGGCCAGUAUCUGUCACAUGCUGAAGCACCCCCACAUUGUGGAGUUGCUGGAGACGUACAGUUCAGAUGGCAUGCUCUACAUGGUCUUUGAGUUUAUGGAUGGAGCAGAUCUCUGUUUUGAGAUUGUAAAGAGAGCAGAUGCUGGAUUUGUGUACAGCGAGGCCGUAGCGAGUCACUACAUGAGACAGAUCCUCGAAGCACUUCGGUACUGCCAUGACAACAACGUCAUUCAUAGAGAUGUAAAGCCCCACUGUGUGUUGCUGGCAUCAAAGGAGAAUUCAGCCCCGGUGAAGCUGGGCGGCUUUGGAGUUGCUAUACAGCUGGGAGAGUCAGGUCUAGUGGCAGGAGGCCGGGUAGGCACUCCUCACUUCAUGGCUCCUGAGGUGGUGAAGAGAGAGCCGUAUGGGAAGCCGGUGGACGUGUGGGGCUGCGGGGUCAUCCUCUUCAUCCUGCUCAGCGGCUGCCUGCCCUUCUAUGGCACCAAAGAGCGCCUGUUUGAGGGCAUUAUUAAGGGCAAAUACAAGAUGAACCCGCGGCAGUGGGGUCACAUCUCGGAGAGUGCUAAAGACCUGGUGCGGCGCAUGCUGAUGCUGGACCCUGCUGAGAGGAUCACUGUGUACGAGGCCCUCAACCAUCCCUGGCUCAAGGAGAGAGACCGCUAUGCCUACAAGAUCCACCUCCCUGAAACAGUGGAGCAGCUGAGGAAGUUCAAUGCCCGGAGAAAGCUGAAAGGUGCUGUACUGGCAGCGGUCUCCAGCCACAAGUUCAACUCCUUCUACGGGGACCCACCAGAGGAGCUGGCUGAGUUCUCUGAAGAUCCCACCUCAUCUGGCCUCGCACCCGGACUGAUAGCUGCAGAAAGGGCUGUGUCGCAGGUGCUAGACAGUUUGGAGGAGAUCCACGCACUGACAGACUGCAGUGAGAAAGACCUGGACUUUCUGCACAGUGUCUUUCAGGACCAGCAUCUCCACACACUGCUAGACCUGUAUGACAAGAUAAACACCAAGUCCUCCCCGCAGAUCAGGAAUCCUCCGAGCGACGCUGUUCAGAGAGCCAAAGAGAAGUCCGGUGAAGACGGGGCAGACACAGCUUUGAAACUUCUGGAAUGUGUCCUUGAAGAAAUUUCCUGCUACUCAGAAAACACAGACGCUAAGGAGCUGAGACGAAUCCUGACCCAGCCCCAUUUUAUGGCCUUACUCCAGACUCAUGAUGUUGUAGCGCAUGAAGUAUUCAGUGACGAGGCACUGAGGGUCACCCCCCCGCCCACCUCACCCUACCUGAACGGAGACUCACCUGAGAGCACCAACGGAGACAUGGACAUAGAGAAUGUCACACGAGUACGGCUGGUACAGUUCCAGAAGAACACAGACGAACCCAUGGGUAUCACGUUGAAGAUGAAUGACCUAAACCACUGCAUUGUGGCCAGAAUAAUGCAUGGUGGCAUGAUUCAUAGACAAGGCACGUUGCACGUUGGAGAUGAGAUCCGGGAAAUCAACAGCAUAAGCGUAGCUAAUCAGACGGUGGAGCAGCUCCAGAAAAUGCUUCGAGAGAUGAGAGGAAGUAUCACAUUUAAGAUUGUUCCAAGCUACCGAACACAGCAGUCGUCAUGUGAGAAAGAGUCCCCUACCACCUCCAGACAGUCCCCUGCUAAUGGCCAUUCCAGCAUUAACAGUUCUAUCUUGGACUUGCCGUCGACCAUCCAGCCAAAAGGACGCCAGAUAUAUGUGCGGGCACAGUUUGAGUACGAUCCAGCCAAAGAUGAACUCAUCCCCUGUAAAGAAGCAGGAAUUCACUUCAGAGUGGGGGACAUCAUCCAGAUCAUCAACAAGGACGACCAUAACUGGUGGCAGGGCAAGCUGGAGAACACAAAGAACGGCACAGCCGGACUCAUUCCCUCACCUGAGCUGCAGGAGUGGCGGGUGGCCUGUAUGGCCAUGGAGAAAACGAAGCAGGAGCAGCAGGCCAGCUGCACUUGGUUUGGCAAGAAGAAGAAGCAGUACAAAGACAAGUAUCUAGCGAAGCACAACGCAGUGUUCGAUCAACUAGAUCUCGUCACGUAUGAAGAGGUAGUGAAGUUACCAGCAUUCAAGAGGAAAACGCUAGUGUUAUUAGGGGCUCACGGUGUUGGCAGAAGACACAUCAAGAACACGCUCAUCACAAAACACCCCGACAGAUUUGCUUAUCCCAUUCCACACACGACCAGACCUCCAAAAAAAGAAGAGGAGAAUGGCAAGAACUAUUACUUCGUUUCUCACGACCAAAUGAUGCAGGACAUCGCCAAUAACGAUUACCUGGAGUACGGCAGCCACGAGGACGCCAUGUACGGCACCCGGCUAGAGACGAUACGCAAAAUCCACGAGCAGGGCCUGAUAUCUAUACUGGAUGUGGAGCCACAGGCUCUAAAAGUCUUGCGGACAGCAGAAUUUGCUCCUUAUGUGGUUUUCAUUGCUGCGCCAACCAUCACCCCAGGCAUGAAUGAGGAUGAGUCACUCCAGCGGCUGCAGAAAGAGUCUGAGAUCCUCCAGAAGACUUACGCACAUUACUUCGACCUGACCAUCAUCAACAACGAGAUCGACGAGACAAUCCGGCACCUGGAGGAGGCCAUAGACCUGGUGUGCACCACGGGCCAGUGGGUUCCCGUAUCCUGGGUCUACUAGAACAUCUCAAAAACUGCCCCACAGACUCUUCCCAUUCUUCCCAAUAACCCUGUCUCUCUGCCAUGUGUCUCUGCAAAAAAAGACAAGAGAAGAAAACAAAAAGAACAACACAUCAUUCCCAGGGCGAGAAAAACCCGCCUCCAGUUUUUAAAGCAACCUCAGUGUACAUGACCUGCAGUCGAUCCAAUCUCGGCCCCCCGUAGACGUAAUGUUGUAUUUAAAAAAAGACAGAAAAUUCCUGAAUAUUGUAAUGUCCUUAUAAAUAGGGUGCAACAUUUUGUAGACUUUUGAUUUAAAGAGACAGUAUCUUAAUAUCUGUUUUUUUUUUUUUCAUGAUUCCUGCUCUACAAAUGCUGCUGUUCAUUUUCAUACCACUUACAACAUGGGUGAUUUUUCACAUAGGGGAACUUUUAUGUAUCCAGAUUAUAAAUUCUCAUUAGUACAAAAAAAAUAGCUAGAUAUAAAUUGUAUUAUUAUUUAUUGCACCAUGUAUUAUUUGUAUGCAUUAAACCUUUAUGAUUUCCUUCUAUUUUUGAUACUUUAAACAGCAGUACUUUGCUGCUUUAGCUACUCUGGUAGCUUGUCCCAGUCCACACAACAAAAUGUCAGUGUUUGUUUUUGUAAAAAUUUACAGAGACAUAUUGUAUUAUUUUUUAUUCAUAUCUAUGCAAUAUUUGAAUUUGAACAGUAUAUUAUAUUACUCAGCAUUUCCAGCAUUACCAUCAUUACCACACCAGCCUUUGAUUUGUUUAUGAAAUAUUUUAAUAAGCAUAUUAAACAGACUGAUAGGGGAGCACACGUCAAUCAUAAAAGAAGAUUGACAUUAUUAUAUUUGGAAAAUUGAGUGACCGUAUUUUUUCGCACUAUAAGACACAUCGGAUUAUAAGGCGCACUGUCAAUUAACGUCUAUUUUCUAUCUAAUGCUAAUGCUGCUUCAGCAGUGCUAGCUGGGGUUAGCAGCAGGCUACAGGCCAAUAAUACAAUACCUCUGAACAUGGAAAGAGCUGGUAGAAUUCAUACAUAAGGUUCACUGAAUUAUUAGGUACACUGUCGAUUUUUGGUAAAAUUAAAGGAUUUUAAAUGCACAUUAUAGUGCAGGAAAUACGGUAUUUGUCUAUGUAUUCUUCCUGAUCGUGCAGUAUAUUUAAUCAGCAUCAUCAUUAUCAUUAUUACCAUACUCUUUUGACAGUUUUCACUAAAACACAACUAAAAUAUUUAUGUUAUUUGUAAGUGUAUUUGAAGUUCAUUCUAAUUCUAACUCUAGCUGUUGAGUAGUGUUAGGAAAUCCAUAAUCCAUAAUCAAGGUUGUUUUUCUCACUGAUAAAGUGAUCAUUGUUGUCACCUGCACAAAAAAGCAAUGACACCUGAUGAUGGCAAUGACAGUUUUUGAUGUCAUAAUCUGUUUAACUGUUUGGAAAUUAAUAUUAUUAUUAUAGUCAAGUUGAGUCUUGAUCAUUGUAAACUCUUUAUUUUUAAACAUAUAAUCAUUAUUGCUAAUUUUACUAAUAUUUAGGUGGUAAAAAGAGACCCUUAGUUGAAGAAUCACCCAUCACUCAAACUCUGCAGCAACCCCUUAAACGACGAGCUGUUCGUCAUAAAGACUGUAUGCAUUCCUCAAGUCAACCAUCACACAUUGUCUCAUUCUCUUCUCUGUACGUUUAUUUUCCAUUCGUUUUACAGUUCUGUAGACUGUGUGUAUCAUCUAAUCACCUUCAGACCAACUGUCCAGAUACUGUCUCUCUAAAGAAGAUACAUAGAUGUUUUUAUUUUUUAUUUUUAGAUCUGACGUCUCAUGCACGCGAAACAUUUCAGCAUCCAGAGGCUUUUUUCAUGCUGUCCGUGUUACCAGUGUCAGACCGCUGUUAUCCAGAGAACAUUCCAUUCAUCUGGACUGAUGCUCUCUCAGACCAAGGCUAUAAAGUGGAGAGCAGAAGAGGAAAAUAGAAAAAAGAACUAUGCACAUCCUUUCGGGCACAUUGGGACAUUCUGGGCAACUUUCUAAACGACGUCUUUUUCAGUGAGGUGUGUCAGGUGGUCUCAGUUUCAGUUGUUGUGAGAUCAGAAGGGUGUGUAUUCUGGUUUUGCCAUUUCAGAAACAUGUUGUCUGAGAGUGUUAACGUUUUAUCCGAGUCGAAUCGAGACAAGGAGGAAGAGGAGGUGAUUUUUAUUCCAUAUGUAACCGUUUCAGAUAAAGGUGCACUCAACACUUUGCAAAAUGAACUGUGUUGCAAAAAAGAAGAAGCCCCAGGUUUGGUGCAUCUGCCUUGUUAGUGUACAUGAGGAACUGUUUACUCUCAGACUGCCCUGUGUAAAUUCCUCUGCUGACAGCUGAGCAGCUCUUCAGUAUGAACAGUUUUUUAAAUAUAUUUCCUUUUCUGUGGUGAAGAA
Molecule: messenger RNA, 5840 nt
Organism: Astyanax mexicanus (Mexican tetra)
Lineage: Eukaryota; Metazoa; Chordata; Actinopteri; Characiformes; Acestrorhamphidae
Gene: caska
Product: calcium/calmodulin-dependent serine protein kinase a
Exons: 28
Coding region: 612-3452 (946 amino acids)
Biological process (GO): regulation of neurotransmitter secretion; protein phosphorylation
Cellular component (GO): cell-cell junction; basolateral plasma membrane; plasma membrane
Molecular function (GO): signaling receptor binding; ATP binding; protein kinase activity
Source: RefSeq, a predicted model, not a curated record